AUAGAGUUCUGUAGAGACGUCAAUGCAUUUAGUGCGCGUCGCUGGUUGGCAUGCUGUUGGAGAGGAAGCAUACGAACAGAGCCCGCUGUCAGUCGGACUCUUAAAACCGAAAGGACUUUAAAUGGUUUCUGGAUAUUUGUGUGUACUUCUGUAAUUGUAAUUCGCAUGAUAUAAAAUUUUGUGUGAUUCGGCAAGGAAACCUGAACUCCAGCAUGAACGCCGACUCAGAUUUGGAGCAACUUAUGAGUCAUAUUGGUGAUUUCGGGACAUACCAGUUUCGACAGUCACUACUACAUAUGCUUGCAGCCCUCACCGCAGGGCUCCAUAUGCUCACCCUCGUUACCGUGGCGGCUGUUCCAGAUCACAGAUGUGCGGUCCCAGGUCUUGAUGAGAAUGGGACAGUGUCAUUCUGGAACUCAAAAGAGGUGUUGGCUGCAAUCCCAAAUACCAAGGAUGGUGUAUUGGACUCAUGUCACUUAAUGGAUCCCAUCAUGAAUAUAUCUGUCAAAUGUAAUAAAUGGAUUUAUGACAACACGUACUAUCAGUCUUCAAGAGCUAUUGAGUGGGAUCUGGUGUGUGACAGACGAUGGAUGGGCGCUGUGGCCCAGACUGCCUACAUGUUGGGUGUAUUCACAGGAGCUGUUGUGUUAGGCAGCAUGGCAGACAAAUAUGGUCGAAAGAUUAUUCUGUAUAUUUCGGCAGUCUUGCAGCUGGUUCUUGGUGUGGGAGUUGCUUUUGUUCCAGAGUAUUACAGCUUCCUGGUAAUAAGAUUCUUGUACGGAAUUUUUGGUUCUGCUGGGGCCUACAUUACUGGGUUUGUGCUUUCAAUGGAGAUUGUAGGUCCUUCAAAGAGAACAGUUAUUGGAGUCUUGUUCCAAGCAUUUUUUGCAACAGGUCUAAUGCUUGUCGCCUUUUGGGGCUUCUUUAUCAAAGAUCGGGUUGUGCUACAGGUUAUAUAUGGACUCCACAGUUUGCUACUAAUUGGACACUGGUGGACUGUAGAUGAAUCGCCACGCUGGCUUUGGGCACAAGGACAAUUUCAUAAGGCUGUAGCCAUAGUGGAAAAAGCUAUGAAGCAGAAUGGUUGUACAGAGGAACUGGAUGUUGCAUACUUUGUUUCUAAAGGAAAAGCAAAGACUGCUGUUCAUGAAAAUGAUAGAGCAAGCCUUGCUGAUUUGGUUAAAACACCUAAUCUACGCAGUAGAACUUUCAACAUUGUUCUUAACUGGUUUGCCAAUAGUUUGGUUUAUUAUGGACUUUCUCUCAACACUGGGAAGUUGUUUGGCAACCCCUAUCUCGUUCUUUUUAUUGUUGGAUUAGUCGAGUAUCCCAGCUACAUAAUGAUUGUUCUGCUAAUGGAUCGUUUGGGACGACGUAGUCUUCUCAGUGUGCUCUUAUUGCUGGGAGGUUUAUCCUGCAUAAUAGCAGUCUACAUACCUCAAGAUACACAAGCUGGCAGUAUUUCAGCAACUACUGUUGUGAUGCUUGGAAAAUUUUUUGUUGCUGGAUCUUUUGCUAUAGUCUACAACUACACUGCCGAGCUCUUCCCUACAGUGGUGCGAAAUACAGCUCUGGGUAUUGGAAGUAUGGGUGCUCGUCUGAGUGGCGCUCUCACUCCCUUGAUCACAUUAUUGGAUUCCUUUGACAAGAGACUUCCUUCAAUUAUAUUCGGUGCCAUUGCUGUGAUAUCAGGAUUGCUUGCCCUUCUACUUCCUGAGACUCUUAACCAGCCUAUGCCUCAAACUCUGGAGGAUGGAGAGAAAUUUGGACAGGGAGAUACGGCUUUAAAUGCUUGCUGUAAGAAGAGAUCUAGAGGGCAGAAAUAUGACCUACCAUUAUCAUAUUUGGACUAAGUGUAUACACGAAUUUCCAGAUGUGUUAAGGUUUGUGUGUGAUGGUAUGAAAGCUUGUUCUAGUUGGCAGACAUAAAAUAGGAAGAUGUUAAAAAUGUAGAUUGAGAACUAGAAUAUUUGUAGCAGUUGUCCAGAUGUGUACAGACAUGCAGUGUCCUCUUAAAUUCUUCAUAAAGUAUCAUUUAAUUCUGAUUAAAAGGAUUGGAUCUUGAAUCUAGAAUAAAACAAUUAUAAUUAUUUGAAUGACCAUUUAAUCCUUAUCUAUGUGAGAAUUCUGAGUUUCUGUUAAGUGCUGCAUUUCACCUGUCUUCACAAGGAUAUAUCUUACAUAGAAAGAAUUUCCACUCCACUUUGAAUUCUAGAAUAUGUUAACCAUUAUUGGCCAUGCAUUGUGGCUUAUGCAUGGUUCCCAUUAGUUAUGUGUCAGUAGUAUACCACUACCGUUAAACCACUAAAAGCUACAAUCCAUCUUGCAGCCCUGUAGCAUGAGUAUGUAAAUUCCCUAUUCCAAAAUAAUAAUGUUUAAUAAGAAAAUAAGGAAAAGUAUGUGGAGGCAGAAUAUACUGUACUUGAUUAUUUUGACAAAACUGUUAAAACUACUUUUGUGUAUGGCAAAGUCGUCAUUAUUAUUAACAGAUGAAAUUCAGAGAAAAUCUGCAAAACUAAAAUACAUAAUGAGCAGUUAAGAAAGGAUAAAGUGUGAAUGAACUUUUUUAUUGAAGGCUGAAGAAAAUGUUGAAUAAACAGGCAAACGUUUCA
Zootermopsis nevadensis is the source of this 2612-nucleotide messenger RNA. RefSeq names its product organic cation transporter protein. The record is from RefSeq and is a predicted model, not a curated record. Gene Ontology annotation, molecular function: transmembrane transporter activity. Lineage: Eukaryota; Metazoa; Arthropoda; Insecta; Blattodea; Termopsidae. Gene Ontology annotation, biological process: transmembrane transport. Gene Ontology annotation, cellular component: membrane.